Messenger RNA from Myxocyprinus asiaticus (Chinese sucker), 5117 nucleotides. RefSeq names its product adrenoceptor alpha 1Aa (gene adra1aa). Gene Ontology annotation, cellular component: membrane. Gene Ontology annotation, molecular function: alpha1-adrenergic receptor activity. Gene Ontology annotation, biological process: positive regulation of cytosolic calcium ion concentration; phospholipase C-activating G protein-coupled receptor signaling pathway; adenylate cyclase-activating adrenergic receptor signaling pathway. Bases 926 to 2371 code for a protein of 481 amino acids. The record is from RefSeq and is a predicted model, not a curated record. The transcript is spliced from 2 exons. Lineage: Eukaryota; Metazoa; Chordata; Actinopteri; Cypriniformes; Catostomidae.
AGAGCUGCACUUCAGCCAAAAAUAUCUGCUCAGCGCCUGCCAAAGUGCUUUUAGCUGUGUCCUUAUUAUCCAGCUUUUCAACCUCUACAUCAGUGACAUCAUCUUGUGAUGUGCAGACUUUCAAUGCUGAGGUGUGCUUCAAUGACUUAACAGAUGAAAGAAACCAUAGCGCGAUAGUCAGCACCAUGUGGACACUUCCCAACAACCACAGGUGUUUGUUGAAAAACUGGAAGCUAUUGUUUAAAAAAACAGAUACAAAAUUAACAGAUGAAUCUGGGGAGAGAGUAACAGGUUUGGAGAGUGAUUGGAGCAGUUAACACCUUCACACAUCUGCAGCAGCAAUGUAUUCAUGCAUAUCUAAGACAGAUUAUCUGUUCUGUUGGAGUUCCAAAGCCUCAAAUUAGAGGAACACAUUUCUAAACUGCAGACGGUCUCUUAUACCUUAAUGGAUCACAUAAAUUGCACUGACGUGCCGUUUCUGUCAUUGGGAUUGUUUUGUUUGAUCUGAAUCACCAGCUGCACAUGGUUAUGAACAUGUCAAAGCAAUCUCUUGGAAUUUAUGACUUUUCAUGAAAGAAGAAUCUGACUCUCUAUGCAGUACAAUAUGUUUAGUUCCCCUUGUUUAAUUAUUAUUCACCCACAGCAAUUUUCUGUGAACAUAUAGUAGAUCAUUAAAAACCCUUCUAGGGCGUUAAAAGACAACACUUGAAAUAUCAUUACGUUCCUUGACAGCGGAUGGACACCCCAGUGGAAAUGUCCCAAUGCACUUGGACCAUGGCCUAUGCAAAAGUACCAUUUUGCUACACUUUUUUGGGGGGGGGACUUCUGUAAGGAAUCCAAUUUAAGGUACAAACUGAACUGAGGGUUCUGGAUGCCAUGUGGCCAACCAUAAAACCACUUUUAUAUACCCAGGAAUCUUGAACAAAUGGUUCCCCUAAAAGACAACAUGAAUCCAGAGUCUUUUGCUGAGAACUGUACCAACUGCAGCCAUGCUCUAGUUCCAGAGUUGAAUGUCAUGAAGGCUGUCGUUUUGGGCAUGGUGUUGGCGGUCUUCAUUGUUUUUGGAGUUCUAGGCAACAUCCUGGUUAUCCUCUCCGUGGCUUGCCACCGUAAUCUACGAACAGUUACCCAUUACUUCAUCGUCAACUUGGCGGUAGCGGAUCUUCUGCUAAGUUCAACAGUUCUUCCAUUCUCUGCCAUCUUUGAGAUGCUGGGUCGUUGGGUCUUUGGGCGGCCCUUUUGUGACGUUUGGGCGGCGAUGGAUGUUUUAUGCUGCACAGCAUCCAUCAUGAGUUUGUGUGUGAUAUCGGUUGACCGGUACAUUGGCGUCAGCUAUCCGCUGCAGUACCCUUCCAUUGUAACAGAGCGACGGGCAUUGCUAGCACUUGUUGUGUUAUGGGCUUUGUCCAUCACCAUUUCAAUUGGGCCUCUCUUUGGCUGGAAGGAACCGGCGCCCGAGGACGAAUCCAUUUGCAAGAUAACCGAGGAACCAGGCUAUGCCAUCUUCUCCGCCUUGGGAUCCUUCUACCUCCCCCUGGCGGUUAUCCUGUCCAUGUACUGCCGUGUAUAUGUGGUCGCAAAGAGGGAGACACGUGGACUAAUUAGCGGACAGAAGACAGAAAAAUCUGACCACGCCUCUGAGGGUGUAACCUUGAGGAUACACCGUGGCAACACAACAGUAUCCGAGGAUGAGGCGUUGCGAAACCGGACACACUUUGCACUGCGUCUGCUCAAGUUCUCCCGUGAAAAAAAGGCUGCUAAGACUUUGGGAAUCGUAGUUGGGUGCUUCAUCCUUUGUUGGCUUCCAUUUUUCCUGGUUCUUCCUAUUGGUUCAAUCUUCCCGACAUAUAGGCCUUCGGACACUGUCUUCAAGAUAACGUUCUGGCUCGGCUACUUCAACAGUUGCAUCAACCCCAUCAUCUACCCCUGCUCCAGUCACGAGUUUAAGAAAGCUUUCCUGAGUGUGUUGGGUGCACACUGCCUCCGCAAGAGAUCCACACCUACCCAUCCGCUAUACCAAGGUCACAGUCCACGCCACGCUCAGUCGCAGCUCCUCGCCCUUGGCCUGACCAGCCGUGAAAACGCUUCUCGCCUGAGCCCCUCAUCUUCCAUCGCGCUAUCCCGCAGCCCUUCCUCCAGGGACGGCCAUGAGUGGCAGGCCCCUUCCCGAGCUUCCUCGGUGGGAACGACAGGGGUCGGCGCCGGUGUGAGCGUGGGAGCGAAAGUGGCAGGAAUGUGUGGUAAGAACCUGAUGAGGACUUGUUGCUGCAUGAGAACGGAAUUGCCGCAGCCCGAGCCACCCACACAAAACUCGCUUCCUGUCAUCAAAAUCCAUCAGCUCUCGCUGUGUGAGGACGGGGAUGCGGUGUGAAUGAGCGCGCUGGGGAAAUCACUCUGAAGAGACUCACACUGUGUGUGCUGCCGUUUUGCCACUUCAAGGAGUCGCAGAUUUGAAGGCACAAACCGAUUAACAAAAUCAAGCCGCUUCAGACUGGAACAAUCUGUGAGAAGAAUAUUGGAAACUGCUGCAACACUGUCAACUGUGUUGAUGCUGAUUAAUGGGAAUUCUGUCAAAAUUUUCCCAACCUUCAUGUCUUUACAAACCUUUGUAUACAAUUACGAUUCAUAGACCAUGGGCUGUCAAGCUCCAAAAACAACAAUAUCUUUCUUCUGAAGUAUGAAUGCUGAUGUAACUUUUUCUGUGUUAAAAUACUUUCAUCUAUCCCAGCUUUAUGUACAGAGACAACUAUAAGGAAGCCAUUCAUAGGUUAAUUUUCUGAGUUUCACUGUUUGUUUUGAGCGACCAGCCUAGACCCGCCCCAACAACAUUACUCAACCAAUGGCGUGAGCCAGGGGGUAUCUCUUUGUCUGAUCAACGGCAGGAGGGUGUGUAUUCAGAAAGCUGUUUUGAAAACAACGUUUAUGUUUGCAAUUCCGUUUAGUGGCGCUAGUGUCAGAAAUUACAUGCUUCAGCUUUAAGCCAUACAAAACUUUUUAAGAGGAACACUUUGAAAUGUCGUUCAUUACAUUCAUUAGUUCAUAUAAAUUUUGGUCUGUUCUAAGGAUGUCCCGAUACCAUUUUUUUGAGAACAAGUAAAAAUACCCAUAUUUUUUUCUGAACUCCAUAUCAACAGAUUAUUUCAAUUUUAUCAUCAAAAUGAAUUAAUCAAAACUUUAAUCAACUGAAAAUAUAACAAUUAAUUUUCAACAUAAUAUUGUAUUAUUUUUUCUCAGAUGAAGUGCUUAUAUACAGAAUCUUACAGCACAAUCCAUAAUACAAUAUUGGAGUUAUAUUUUGUCAAAUUAAGUGCUGCAUAUCAGAGCAUCACAGAUGUGAUUGCUUAAAUAUAAUACGGUUACCAGUGAUUUAUUAUUAUUAUUAGUAGUAGUAGUAGUAAUACAGUGAAUAUUUCAUAACUUUACAAUAGUGAUAUAUUUCUGUCAUACUAUUUUUUUAAAUUGAGCUUUUAUUUUGACUGAACUUUUAUUUUGAAGUGUUUCUGUGUGAUGAUGGUUGCGUUUCAGUCUGAAAAAUUCGGUCGCAAUGUGACUCAAAGUGAUUAUUAAACUGCAAAAGCCUGCUAUUUAAUUAUAUAUGUACUCUGUAUGUGCCUAGCGCUGCAAAGUGAAUUUGCACCCUGUUCUCAGUCAUCUGCAACAAACAGAAUGCUCGAAGCUCAUGACGGUGUUUUCCCAGUAUGAGCCAAGGAGGAUCUUUAAAAGGUACAUGAAAUAGAAUUUGUGUUUACGUAAUGACAUUCAUUCCUCAGAUGCUAUCUGUUUUUGGUAUACCAGUAUCGCUAUCGGGACAUCCCUAGUCUGUUCCCAACACAAUGUUAUCGUAUAGCUUCAGAAGACUUAGAAACUUGCUUAACGGCCGUGCUCACUUUGACUACAUGAGAGUGAGUAAAUAAUGACAGAAUUUUCAUUUUUGGGUGAACUAUUUUUUAAAAGGUUGUGUUUACAAAUUGCAAGUGGACAACAUUGUGCAUGAAUAAAAGAGAAUAAGGGUGAUUCUCAUGAAACAUGUCAGGAAAAUGUCCUGGACCUAUUUUACGAAAUCAAAAGAAACAAAUAAGACAUUAUAUGUUGCAUAAAGAAAAUUAAGCCUGUUUUUAGGGCCAUUAAGUUGUGACAUUAUUUUCACGCACAUUUUUCCCACAAAUUUUCAUUACAGCAAUGCGAUAAAAGAUGGACAUUAUGAUAUUCUAAUUAAUGCAAUGUGGAAAAAAUAUUAUUAUUAUUAUUUAUAUGGUGAAGUAUUUAUGCAUCAUAGUAGUACUCCCUUGGCACUGUCUUUCAUUUUGAAAGAUUUCAAUUUAAAAAAUCAUUGUACAUCAGCAGUGCUACUUUGUAACGGUAAUGAGAAUUGUUAUUAAAAAAGAUGGGAAUAGAAAAAGUAUAUUUUUAAGGACGUGUUACAGUAAUGAGAGUUGGGGAGUAAAGUGUGCUUAAGUAUUGAGUAAUGAAUGUCACAAUGUAAAAAAAUAUAAUAGUCCUUAAUGUAGGCUUCAUUUUCUUUAUGCAAAAUAUAAUUUAUUUAUAUGUGAUAUGUGAAAUGAGGAUCACCCAUAAAUAUCUGCAAUUAUUUUUAUUGAUGGGAAUUUCAUUGAAGCCUUCCCAUUUGAGAGAGAGAAAGAGAGAGAAAAAAACAGAGACGACUGAUUAGUGUUUCUAAAAAUGAAAAAUUAUACAGUAUUUUUUGACUGUUCUCUGUUGCACUAAAGUAUAUUGUCAUGGGUUGUUUGUGUUGAAUAUGAAUCAAAAAUAUUUUCUAUUACAGAAAACCCAAGUUGUUUAACCAAAACGAUCAAAAGCCUUCUGAAAUGGGAAAAAUUCACAGCAAAACACCAAAAAUAUUUCCACAUGAACUUCAGAUACGGAGACAAUGUUAAAGCAAAAUCAUGGAUUUCACCGUGGGACCAACAUUCUCAACUCCCAAAACAAAUGUCUUUAUUAUACAAAUGUUUGACCUUGACCUUGACCAUAGCAAACAAUAUGUGAUGAUAACCUCAAAGUGACCAACUUCCUUUUAUUAUUUUGCUUAAAUGUCUUAUAGCAAGUGGCACUUCUGUUGUUGUGGUAAAUGUUUCUCAAAUGAAAGAAAAUCAGCUCAA